AUGCCCUCGCCCUCCACCCAAUCAAAACCCACUCCCGACAACAUCAACAUCAACAUCACCAUUGCCAUCUGCUCAACGCACCGCGUACAACCCCACUACAAUCCCCUUGCUCCAAUCAUGACCUCCUCUCUCCCAAAACCAAAACAAGAGCCCGACUCCAAAAGUCCCAUCUCCGCGCUGCAAGACCCGCAAUCGCAAUCUUUCCACCCAGAUCAAAUAUCUCUGCCCACCUUCCGCGCCCUACUAAGCUUCUACCCGCAGACCGUAGAACGGGUGCACAGACGAAAGCUCACGCUGAAGAGCAAGGGCAAGUCGACGAAAGGCGCGAAGGGUUCAAAAGCGAACGCAGGCGCAACGCGCCCCCGAAAUGCAGAUGCUAGCGUCGAACUCGAACUCGAACCCGAACUCGAGCCUGACCAGGCCGCGCAGGUCGAGGCCAGUAUGGAAAAGUUUGUCAGCCUUGAUUCCUGGCGGUAUGAGGGUAUGCCUGCUGUGAUUGCGGGGCGGAGGUCUGCUGGUGCGGGCGCGGCAUUGAGUAAGGAAGAGCUUGUUGAUGUUAUGGAGUGGAAGACUACACACGGCACCUUCAGACCAAUGCUGAUGGGCAUGAUAAAAUCAAACCCCAGCAGCUUCGUAAUCGACUGCACGUCGGCCGCCAUCUCAUCCCUCCCGACAGAGUCAGCGGUCGAGUCGGACAAGGCGUUCCCCCAAGCCAGCAUGGAUGCCCUCCAACGGCUCCGCGGCGUCGGCGCAGCCACCGCCUCCCUCAUUCUGUCCAUGGCGACGGCGAAAAGCGACGUGCUGGACCAGCACCCAUUCUACAGUGACGAGAUGUUCCUGUGGCUGGUUGUGAAGGAGUACCCGGAUGCGAGCCCGAGCUCGGAUCCGUUGCCGAAGCUGAAGCCGAAGCCGAAGCCGAAGGCAGAUUCGAAAUUCAAGCGCAAAGCGAAUGGGGACUUGGUUCUUGGGUAUACGUUGGCUGAGUACAAGGACUUGUGGCGUGCGGCUUUGUGUUUAAGAAAGAGGCUUAGUGAGGGUGUGGAGGGGGGUCUGAAGAUUUCGCAGAAUGAUGUUGAGAAGGUUGCUUAUGUUUUGAGGAAUAUUGGUGUUUCGGGGGUUUAUGCGUGGGGUUGCGGUGAGGUUGGUGUUGAUGCUGCUGUUGGUGUGGAGAGUGAGGUUAAGGAAGAGAUUAAAGAAGAGGCGAAGGGAGAGAAAGGGGCUACUUUUGGGGAAGAGGUGGCUACGAAGCGGAAGAGGGAAGAGGCUCCCGAUGUGGGAGUUGUGACGAGGGCGUCUAGGAGUCGGAAGAAGACUGCUUGA
Messenger RNA from Penicillium verhagenii, 1320 nucleotides. RefSeq lists its product as uncharacterized. The transcript has 2 exons. The record is from RefSeq and is a predicted model, not a curated record. Bases 1 to 1320 code for a protein of 439 amino acids. NCBI's taxonomy places the organism in Eukaryota, Fungi, Ascomycota, Eurotiomycetes, Eurotiales, Aspergillaceae.